Messenger RNA from Bursaphelenchus okinawaensis, 2777 nucleotides. The record is from the annotation of a GenBank genome assembly. Lineage: Eukaryota; Metazoa; Nematoda; Chromadorea; Rhabditida; Aphelenchoididae.
AUGUUUCUUUACGUCCUAUUGUCUAUAAUCGUUUUGAAUUGCCAUGCUGAAUUGUUUAGAUAUGAUGGAAGUAAGGUUUUGUAAUUGGUACUGCUUUUACAAUAGUACUAAUAUUCUUCGUUUUUAUUUUUUAAAAAUUGGUAAAACGCUUUGGUCGGAGUAAGGUUUGAAUCGGCAUAGAGCUAAAGCUAGAGGUAGAGUUUGAAAUACGAUCAGAAAAAAAAGCUAGAACUAGGGCUAAAAGUCAGGAUUAUAAGUUAGGUCUAGAGCAGGUGCUAGUGCUAAGACUAGAGCUACCUAGAGAACGUCAUCAAAUGUCCCUCUAGAGCUAGAGCUAGAGCUAACUAAGGAAUUGCAUCAAAUAUCCCUCGGCUUUUUGAACGAGACUUAUAUAGGAUAAAAGAGCAUAAAAAGUACCGGUAAAACUGUUUUUAAAAACAAAAGCUAAAUGGAUUCGGCUAACGAGUUACAGUCCGCGCAGUAACCUUAUAUGUUUAAAAGGUAUACCUUUAAAGUUUGAAAAAUGAUCUUUUUUAAUAAAUAUUUUCUUCUAAAAGCGACUAAAAGCAAAAAAUAGGGCUUAAAAAGUAUUUUUUAAAUCAAAUUAUUGUUUGGCUAGCCAAAACUUCUUGUCAUAAUGGGUGGGCGCCAAAAUGAAAUUGGCGGGGUUCGAACUUCUCACCUUCUGCACCCCAGACUACCUUUUUAACCACUCGACCACACUGGAUUGGAGUUUCAAUCCAUUCGUUUUGCACAACGCGAAUCAGAAGGAUAAAAUAGAAAACCCUAUAUAAGAGAGUAAGGCAUAAAAAGUUCAUAAAUGUAUGUUUUUUUAGAUAUACCAUUCCUACAGACGUACUUUUCAAUGUCAAAAGAUGAAGCAUUUGGAGUGGAGUUGAGUUUACAAAAUUCACAUUACUACUUUUUGAGUUCAGAAUGUAAAAAGUGUACCAAAAGUAGUAGAACCAUCAACUUUUCGUAAGGUUUUUGAAUUUCAAAUUUUAAAAAUUUUUAAAUUUUAAAAAAAUUGAAAACUUAAAAAAAUUAAACAAAAUUUUAAAAACUAAAAACGAAUUUUAAAAUUUAAAAAAAAAUUAAAAUUUUAGAAAAUAUAAAUUGGAGAAGACAAGCGACCCAAGAUUCACUUACCCGCACGAUAAAAUCACCUUUAGUGGUCAGAACUAUAAGAGCUUCCUCGGUACCAACAUGUUUGACGGUAAGGAUGGUGAGACCGUGCCCAUCGUUGAUACCGAGUCCAAAUACAAGUAUGUCACGUCUUGGUCUGGCUUUUUUGGAUUAAAUUUUGAGAAUUCGUGGAAUGAAAACUGGACUUGGAAAAAGUUAUUUAAUAGAAUUUCAAAGAAAAAGUUUAUUGUGAGGCGUGGACCUCAUUAUCAUAUUUUGGUAGGUUAUGAUGUUGCGUUAACUUGAGCCGAUGGUGGAGGAUGGGGGGGGGGAAUUAUAGGGUAUUUAGAACUAAGAUGAUAAUAUGAGACGCUACAACUCUAUGUUGGAGGACGGAGAAAGAAGAAGGUGUGAUAAGCUUAAGGUAAGAUACCAGCCCUACCUCGGGUAGAAUAAAGUAGAGAGAGCUAGUUAGAAUAAGGUAGAAUAUAAUAUAGUAAGGUAUGGUAUAAUAUAGUAAGGCAAGGUAUAGUGUAGUAAGGUAAGGUAGAAAAGAGUAAGAGAGGGCAAGGUAAGGUUGGAUAGGGCAGGGUAGGGUAGGGUAGGGUAGGGUAAGGUAGGGUAGGGUAGGGUAGGGUAGGGUAGGGUAGGGUAGGGUAGGGUAGGGUAGGGUAGGGUAGGGUAGGGUAGGGUAGGGUAGGGUAGGGUAGGGUAGGGUAGGGUAGGGUAGGGUAGGGUAGGGUAGGGUAGGGUAGGGUAAGGUAGGGUAGGGUAGGGUAGGGUAGUAACCUUUAUAUAUUAUUCUUUUAUUAGAACAAAAUUGAAGUAGACAGUGACGCUCUGCAUGGUGUGUUAGCAACAGACGUUGAUACGGUUAAAGGAUGUGGUGAAUUUACUUAUUAUGACACAAUUGGCAAAGGUUUAACGCUUCGGGGAUCGUAAGUGGUUUCUAAAUUUUAAAAUUAAAAAAAGUAUUAUUAGGCUGUCUAAAAAGUAAUGAGCCAUGUUUCUUAAAGAGAUAUGGUGUUCAAUAGCUCAUUAUUUUUUAUACAACGUAAAAGUAAUGAGCCAUGUUUCUUAUAGCGAUUUAACUAUCAGUGGCUCAAUAUUUUUUACACAAGCUAAUAAAAUCUAAAAUAUCUGACUUCAGAAUUAAAAUCGGUGAGAAUCUGUAUCCAAAUCAGAAAAUUCAAUUCUCACUCAACAGUUUCUCCAAAGUACCCAAAGGUAUCUACAAGGAGAACUACAAGUUGUUAAACGUGGAAGAAGAAGAUGUACCACCAGUCGAAGUGACGUUUGGUACCCAAAAGUUUUCGGUACCAAAAGAAAACUUUAUGUUUUAUCAAGGCGCAAAUUUUGAUAACAUGCUAUAUAUCCCGGUAGAAGAAAGCAAAGAUGACAUUGUCACGUUGGGUUACGACGUUCUUAGCACCACUUGUAUCAGCUUUGCAGCCGAUGGUUCCAAAAUGACAGUAGGACUAGCUGCAGCUGAAGUGUUGGAUGAUGAUGCUAAGAUGGUACCAAGAAAAACUGGUGUUGUUACUACUACACCUACUACACCAGAACCAGAGACUACGAUUAAAGGCGCUGGAGCAUUUGGUCUUUCUGGUGCUGUUGUUAUCUUUGUCAUUGUUUUUUUGUUGUUUGAUUGA